Messenger RNA from Caenorhabditis bovis, 1029 nucleotides. The record is from the annotation of a GenBank genome assembly. NCBI's taxonomy places the organism in Eukaryota, Metazoa, Nematoda, Chromadorea, Rhabditida, Rhabditidae.
AUGCGGUGCUGCCUGCUAGCGUUGGCGCUAGUUGUGGCGGUCGCCUUUGGAUUCGAUUGUUCGCCGGACACGAUCCUCCGAAUGGCGACCGAUAAACGAGCCAAACAGAUUGAACGCGAGUGUCAUAUCCAGAAGACUGCUCAGCCAGUUUGCGAGACGAAACAGAGUUUGGAGAAGUCUUGGGACGAGUUGAUGGAAGCGCAGAGAGAAUAUUCCGAGGCUGUUGGCAAGUGCCGAGAUUUCGUGAAUAAAAAGAACGUACACAAAAGAAGUGUUGAUGGUUUUGAUGAAAAAAUCCGGGUUAAAAAGCACGAUCCGAAUGAUCCAAAUAUUGACCACACUGGACAUAACCAUCGCAUACGCCGCCAUGAUCCAAAUGAUCCAAACAUCGACCAUACAGGCCAUAACCACCGAAAAAGACACCAUGACCCGAACGAUCCAAAUGUCGAUCAUACUGGACAUAAUCAUCGCAUACGCCGUCAUGAUCCGAACGAUCCAAACAUCGACCAUACUGGUCAUAACCAUCGUAGGCGUCGUCAUGAUCCUAAUGAUCCGAAUAUUGAUCAUACCGGUCAUAACCAUCGCCGUAGACGCCAUGAACCGAACGAUCCAAACAUUGAUCACACCGGGCAUAAUCAUCGCAUGCGCCGCCAUGAUCCAAAUGAUCCGAAUAUUGAUCACACGGGUCAUAACCAUCGUCGCAGACGCCAUGAUCCAAAUGAUCCAAACAUCGACCAUACUGGACACAACCAUCGAAUGCGCAGGCAUGAUCCAAAUGAUCCGAAUAUUGAUCAUACUGGGCAUAACCAUCGCAUGAGACGACAAACAUGUUCCAUCGAGGGAACCACCAAGUUAAAUGCUUUGAACAAGGAGUACACAAAACACUGCGAAAGAGAUCAUAUCUGCCUCGCAAAUGAGGACCUUCCCGCGGGAGAACUUCGCGACAAAGUCAAUGCUCUUCAAAAGCAGCGGGCCAGAAAAUAUUCAGCUUAUCUCACCGAAUUGUUCAAAUGUUACGGUAAAUUGUAG